Messenger RNA from Dioszegia hungarica, 1821 nucleotides. Its product is annotated as ATP synthase regulation protein NCA2-domain-containing protein. The coding region runs from base 1 to 1821 and encodes 606 amino acids. The record is from RefSeq and is a predicted model, not a curated record. Gene Ontology annotation, cellular component: mitochondrial outer membrane. Lineage: Eukaryota; Fungi; Basidiomycota; Tremellomycetes; Tremellales; Bulleribasidiaceae. The transcript has 6 exons.
AUGUCCUGGCUGCUGACCUCCACACCCCCAACAUUCGCAGAGGAGCAGCUCUUUCAGCAGCUCUCGGCGCUCUCGACGCUUCCCGUCAACUUUAGCGCUUCUUCAGCCGUAGCCGCCCGAGUACCCAGCCCGGCGCUCGAGAAUGCCCUGCAUAAAUUGGGCGGAUCUGGCCCCGUCAAGCGAGACGAGCUUAUCGCCGUCUUGAGAUCGUUGGCGCAGGAGGGCGGAACCAGCACAUCAGGCUUCUCACAAGAUGAUGGCAAUGGGGCGAUCGAGGUAGAGGUGGUCGGGCGGGCGGUGACCAUGGUUUGGAAGGAGGUUAUUCAGGCUUUGAUCGACGCGGCGUUGGAGCUUGAAGAGGAGAGGAGCUGGUGGGAGCGGAACGUGAACAGCCGGAGACAGAUCGCUACCUAUCUCGUGCAGAGCUUGCCCCUGCGACUAUACACAGCCAUUCAACCCCGGUCAUUCUCCAUCGACUCUCUCAAAGCCUUCCACUUCCCUUCCCGCUCGGCACUCUUCCGACCCCUCCCUAACGCUUCUUCCGCCCUGACGUCCAUCACCUCUCCCUAUACCCUCACCCGGCGCGAGAUGCUAUCCUCCAUCAAAGCACUCACGUCCGCCCGGGACAACAUGGCGAGACGGAUUGGCAUGCUGGCUUCGGACGGUCCAGGAUGGGCAGACGUCAGCUCCAUGUCGUCUGGCUCGGACGGGGACUUUACGGACGAGAUCACUCGGAUCUACGGGACGCUGUGCCGAGUCCUCGAAAUACCCACCGCGGCGACCACGCCGACGUCGAAGCGGUCCCGACAGUCCGCGGUGACGCCUACUCGGGACUUUAUCUCAGCGACUGCCACACCCAGCUCGCUACUUACCAUCUUGACCACUCAUCUGCCACGGAUACGCUCAUCUACGGACACCACUCUCACGCAACAUCGUCGACCAAGUGCUCUGACGAGGUUGUGGUUCCCACUCCUCUUUCUACCCCCCACACUCCUCAUUAGCGGACGGUAUCUGGCACGGAAUAAGGCUUGGUUUCAAGAACAAGUAUCAAAUGCUCGUGAGACGGUCAAGGGUUUCGUCGUCAGCUGGGUCUGGGAACCGCUGGAAGGUGUCGGCAAGACGCUGAGAGGCGGCGGAGAGGGAUUAGGAGUUGCGCCGACUACCGUCAAGUCAGACCAGGAAUCCCUCGAACGCAUGGUCCUCGAUCUCGGCAGGGAUUACUACAAGCUCGACGGUACCGCUUUGGAGGCUUUGCGUGCCAAAGUAGCCUCGGGUGAUAUGGAGGAGGUGCUGAAAGUCUACGAGAAGGAGCUCCAGUCACCUGUCAAGAACGCUCUGAUGGGGAAUUUGAUCCGCACUCUCCUCAUCCAGGUGCAGAAGACAAAGACCGACUUGUCUCUCUCCUUACUCUCGCUCGACCACCUCCUCCGCUCUCAACAGCUCACUUUCGCAUUUGUCGGUCUCGCUCCCUCCUUGCUCGUACUUUACGGCCUCGGCGGGUGGAUGCGCGGACUCUGGCGAGGCGAGAAGCGUGGCAAGAGCAGGAGACGUACCUACUUCAACGGUCUACGCGAGAUCGAGCGUAUCCUUCUCACGGCGCCCAAGAAGACGCAAGAGCUGCCCGACCGCGAUAGAGGUCUCCUCAUCGUGUCGGUGACGGGCAUGCGGACAUGGGCGGCUGGACUUGGCGGAAGCGGGCGGGAAGCGUUCCUUGACGAUCUGAGGAUGGUGGAGGAGACGAGGCUGAGUCGAGGCGAUAAGCUGAGGGUCGUGGAGCGGAUAUGGAGAUGUUUCGGUACGGACGGGAGGAAGAAGGCUUGA